CUUGUGCACCGUUUAUCGUUUACUUUGACAUGCCACAUCAGUUUAAAACGAAUGUAACAUCGUUUAGAAACAAAUGUGACUGUUGAUAGCUUGGUAACUCAUCUUUUCCUUUAGCAGUCAUCUAACACAAUGUUACGCAGGCCUUGACCCCCUGUGCCCCUCACGUACCGCACCGUUACUCUCUCGAGAUACCCCCUUCUUUAUAAGUUACGCGAUUGAGUAUUUUGACGGCUUCGCGGUUCGCAGAGCAGAAGUAAGAAGCACACGAUCGGAAGUGACAAAAUUCUCGAGAAGUGCAGGCUGCGAAGCUCAUCCGCGUAUUCAUGAGCAUUUUCCGAACCUGAGGGCUGAAAACAACAUUUCGGUCACGGUUCAAUAGCAGUCAGAGAAAGCAUCAUGUGCGAAGCUUCUGAAGAAAUGCAAACCGAACAGUGUGUAGUGAGAUCAGAGAUGGAGCUGGACUCGCUGUGCGACGAUGCCCUGCUGCAGGUGCUGCGCUACCUCAGCCCCGCGGAGCUGUUGGCGUGUCGCUGCGUCUGCACGCGGUGGAGGGACCUGGCGCUGGACCCGUUCGUCUGGCAGGACAAGGGCCUGACUGCCGUCUUUAAGGGAGAACGCGAUGAAAGAUACUUUGGAGUUUGCUGCCAAUUGGUCGCUGCCACCUUGCGGCUGGCCCCUUGCCUGCGCUACCUCUGCGUGGGCGCCGACGGGCUGCACAUGGAUUUCCUGGGCGUGCUCCUGGCCACCACCAACUGCGCUGUGUCUUCGCUCGGCAUGACCUGCAAUCCAAUAGAUGCGCCACUCUGGUCGGUGGUGCUCAGUAGGCAAGCUGCCCUGGGACGGCUGAAACACGUGGAGCUGUGGGUGAAGUCGGACACGGAAGAAAAAUCUCACUUGUGCAGACUACGGCAGCUCCUAGAUCAACUUGUGCACACCCAAGGUCUGAAGUCGCUGGAGAUGCGGGUAGAUAUUCGCCCCGAGUCCUUCCGCAACGCGCCGCGCCCCCUGAAAGCGGCACAGCUGGACGCUAAAGUGACGGCUUCGUUGCGAGAGCUGAUGUACUUAUCGCGUACCGCUUUCGUUGACCCCUACCUGCCCUUGCUUCUGGAGCGGCAUGCGGCCACGUUGGAGGUGGUGCGGCUCGACGUGCAGCACCCGCGUGCAGCCGCCCUGCUCGCCGGCGCGGCCCGCCUGCGCGAGCUGCGCUGCCCCUUGCUGGAAGGCAUGCCGGCCCUGCUGCGGUGCACCGCCCUCACGUCGCUCAGCUUGGUCGUCGGCGAGGACAGGGCGCCCUUGCCCGCCGUCAAGGAGUACCUGCGCUCGGCUGUGGCGCGCCUCGAGAGCCUGGUGCUCAUCUACCCCUACGACGAGGAUCGCGACGAGGACGCGGACGUGGUGCUGAGCCUGGCGGGCACGGGCCGUGCCGCCCCGGCCCUGCGUAGCCUUUCUUUCGUGUUCACGGCCGGACUGGACGAAGAGUGCUUAGCCCACUCGAUGCCCCAAUUACGCCCGCUGACCGCCGUCCUGCCGCGCCUGCAGCACCUCACCCGCCUCUCCUUCAACGGCUUGCUUUUGCGCAGCGACUUCCUGGACGCGCUGGACGGCCAAGUACUGCCGGACCUGGAAGAACUCCGCUUCGACAUGGACGCGCCCUGCCCGCACCAGUGGGCCCACGGCGAGCAGGUGCGACGCCUCUUGCAGCGCUACCCGCGCCUGCACUUGUGCGGCUAUUCCGUUCACGAUGACGACAGUCUCCUGUGCGAGUACUGCAAGCAGCACGACUGCCACUGGUUUGAGUACAUGUCGUGUGUGUUGUUCAGCCACGCGGUGGAAGACAGCUGCGGCGUGGACCACUCGAAGAGCGAAGUGCAGAUGCGUGUCAGUCUGGAAGCUCCACCACUUGGGGAGGCCCCACCUCUGUAGGAGGCUUUACCUCUGGAGGAGGCUCCACCUCUGUAGGAGGCUUUACCUCUGGAGGAGGCUCCACCUCUGGAGGAGGCUCCACCUCUGUAGGAGGCUUUACCUCUGGAGGAGGCUCCACCUCUGGAGGAGGCUCCACCUCUGGAGGAGGCUCCACCUCUGGAGGAGGCUUUGCCUCAGUAGAUGACUUUGCCUCAGUAGAUGGCUUUGCCUCAGUAGAUGUGUUCGUGUCAUCCGCGUCACCGCGCUCAUUUGACGACCAUGCCUACUGUCUUGUUCCGAAAUUCGUAAUGAAUGCAGCAAAGCAGAUGCCAGCGCUUUAUCAGUUGUGUGACUAUAGUUUUACGGCUGGCGACCUUGUUGCUCUCGUGCUACCGACAUAUUUUGUUUUCUUUUUAUUGUUCCAGUUUGGAUUCCUAAUUUGUCUUAGUUAUUUCUUUUCUGUACUGUAUUUAACACUAGAACCGCGGAGGGGGUCAAUUUGACCCCUUUUAAUUUUCGUCAUAAAUUUUUCUGACUUAUUUUUUUCUUCUCGGAUUUGGGGCUUUUUGACUUUUUAUAAAUACCAGAAAAGAACAUUUGGGUGAAAUUUCGGCUCUGUCGGACCAUUUUUGUGGGCGUAGGACAACAAUAUACCUAGAACCGCGGCAGGGGUCAUUUUGACCCCUGUAUUGUUUGCACUCAGGAAGUUCGAAUUUUGGCAAUAAAAAAAGCGUCACAAGCGUCAAUUUUAGUGGUGAAUCAUUUGGGAGUGCUAUGGACUGCCCUGGGAGACCUAACUUGGCCAACGGCAUAGGCGACCCGCCGAGCAAACGCCUAAAUGUAUGCAAGAUGCGUGUGUUCCGCGUAAGGUAUCUGUAGAAUAAAAAAAUCUCAUUCAACGAACGUUAAUGAAAGCAGAUGAUACUCGUUUGGUUUUCUUCGAGGUAGUAGUUCGGGCUUUUUUAUAACUGUGUAUGAAAUAAAUAGAUAGCCCAAUAAUAUACAUGGA
Thrips palmi is the source of this 2911-nucleotide messenger RNA. RefSeq lists its product as uncharacterized. The record is from RefSeq and is a predicted model, not a curated record. Gene Ontology annotation, molecular function: protein binding. Lineage: Eukaryota; Metazoa; Arthropoda; Insecta; Thysanoptera; Thripidae. The transcript has 8 exons. Bases 397 to 1923 code for a protein of 508 amino acids.